Messenger RNA from Colletotrichum acutatum, 504 nucleotides. RefSeq lists its product as uncharacterized. The transcript is spliced from 2 exons. The record is from RefSeq and is a predicted model, not a curated record. Lineage: Eukaryota; Fungi; Ascomycota; Sordariomycetes; Glomerellales; Glomerellaceae. Bases 1 to 504 code for a protein of 167 amino acids.
AUGGGCUCACCUCACGUAACCUCAGACUUCGAGGCGCUGAAGCGCCGGAUCGCUCCUGUCUUGACGGAGGUCGCGAAGCCGCGGCCCGCGGAGAUGGCGGGGGAGAGUGGCUGGUCGCCCGUCCGCAGUCAGUACGGCGCCUGGGCGGUGAUCGGGACCCAUGAAGCCGGGGGCUUCGUGUACAGGGAGACGGUGACUGCAAUCGGCAACAAAGAUCGUGUGAAUUUCGUGGGUAACGUCGAGCGACGUGAGGCCAACCAGUCAGAUGGACAGCAUGAUGAAGAUGUUAUCAUGACUGAUGCCCCGCCGACUGAAUCGGCCGAUGGGGGGAUUGUGUUUGCUAGCAGAUUCAAGGAAUUGCCAAUUGACUAUUCAGACGGAAUGGAUAAAAUCACCUGCGGAGUCGCGCAAUUGAGUAUUGCCCCUCAUCAAACGUUCUCCCAUCAGAACACCCAAGUGGGAGAGACAUCUGAAGAUGUCGAGAUGACCAACAGUAACUGGUAA